AUGGAUUCUCCGCCCGAAGCUCAACCGAAUGCCAAGACGAUCAGAUGUACCGGUACACUAGCGUUACUAGCUGUAGCUGAUUUCACGCAGAUCAGAGUGGGAGGAAGGAAGGGAAGGCAGGGAAGGCAGGGGAAGCAAGGAAGACAGAAAAGGCACGAAAAGGCAGGAAAGGCGGCAGAAAAGGCUUUCGUCACGUGUAAAAGUAAUCCUAUGAAAGCGAAAGCGCGACCCAGCGGAGUCAUGGAACUUACAACGGAAACUCAGGGCGAAAAGCGAAAACGUAGUCCGGAAAGUUCUGGAAGUCAGAGCCAUGGACGGAUAACACAAGCUCCUCGACUGGGCGACAAUGCAACUCCAACGGCUGCUGCGCAGAUCAACUAUUUGGUGAAAGCUAGGAGCGAUAGACUUAAACUGGUCGAGGGAGAUUCCGAAACUUUCGGAGAUGUUUUGAGCAUGUUGGACGAAUACGAAGGCGUCCUUCAACGUCGCGAAAGUCUAGCAUCUAAUCUCGGCGCCAAACUAGUUGGUCCUCUACUUUUGAAGUCAUUUGAAAAGCUUUUUGACGGCCCAAUCAAAGUCAUUCAAAGCUCCUAUGCCCUUGAACAAACGCCCAUUACUUGGUUAGAGAUUGUCUCUUUCGCUCGGAGUAAUCCAGCAGACUUCAUUCUCACCGAAUCAUUGCAUGGCGUGAAAGUUUGUCGAUUCUGGAUUAAUGGAGGGCAGAUUGAAAUAUCUGAAGACGAUUAUCGUUUGAUCAUGUCAGGUGCUCCGGAAAGGAUGAUUCCAAGUCAACCUAUGCCGGAGGAUGAGACCUCUGAGCUCGGCACUCUACUCAUUCUCGAGAAUCGUCUUAGUAUGUUGAUCAAAAAAGCUGAUGCUGUCGCAAGUCGAGCGAGACAACUCAACUACCAUUUGAAAGGAAGAAAGAAUGCUAUCCUGGCGAAAAAGUCUCCGGAACAACCUUCUGAAUCUCCUCUCUCAUUUGCAUCUCAGCCAUUUUCUGCGAUUAAUAGAAGCCGAUCACCUGCUUCCCUUAAUGGUGAGACAGCCAAGUUGCAGCAGGAUCUAUUAGAGCAAUUUCACAGCCCAAAUCGUCGCCAGUCCCUACCAUCUCAGCCAAGAUCGAAGCAACCUCGACUUCACACUUCUGAACAUACAAAUUUUCAUUCUUUCAACGGUGCACCUCAAAGUUCUGAUCAUCAGCGAGUAUCGCAGCCACCAUCUAAUUCUGAUGACGGCAUCGAAGGGCAAUAUCGAGUCUUAAUGGCUGCCAGGAUUGAGAAACUACACAAAGGAGAUCCCAUUACGCCACCAUGCGAUCGAUGCAGACGAUUAAGAUUCACGUGUACCAAGCAUAUGACUGCUUGUGCUGCAUGCACAAAGAAGCAUGCUAAGUGUUCUUGGAAGGAUGUCAAAGAUGGGGAACUUGAAGCCACAGCAUCUGCUCUAACGCAGCGAGACUCUCCAGCUGCAUCAGAAGAUGGUUUGUUAAUCGUCGAUAAGAAACAUACGCCAGAGCGAUCAAAUUUAGCAAGUACUAGUGGUGGUAUUACUACUAUUGGAGCAAGUGGAUCGAGCAGACAGGUUCCACCUCCUACUGUCGCUGCCACCUUGCAAGUCAAAUCACCGCAACAGAAACCGGAGCAAGAAAGAAGAGUAUCUGUUGAACAUACCUUAUUGGCACAGAUGGCUUCAGCAGCAGCAGCCGCUAGCAAUAUAUAA
This is a messenger RNA of Sclerotinia sclerotiorum 1980 UF-70, 1722 nucleotides long. RefSeq lists its product as hypothetical. Lineage: Eukaryota; Fungi; Ascomycota; Leotiomycetes; Helotiales; Sclerotiniaceae. The record is from RefSeq and is a predicted model, not a curated record. Gene Ontology annotation, molecular function: DNA-binding transcription factor activity, RNA polymerase II-specific; zinc ion binding. Gene Ontology annotation, biological process: regulation of DNA-templated transcription. The transcript is spliced from 6 exons. The coding region runs from base 1 to 1722 and encodes 573 amino acids.